ACCAUGUUAAUGUUUACAGUAGUAACAGUUAUAAAUAUUUGAUUAAAUUUUUAGUACCACUAACUAGGUUCAAAAUGCCGGGCAUCAUGACAGAUUUGAUUGCUUUGAUCGAUUCGGAUAUACCUGAAGGUCGUCAAAGUUUACAAGAUUCUUUUGUGAACCUUCAAAAAGUUGCUGAAUACUGCGAAGCAAAUUAUUUCCAAGCUGAAAAUAAACGUGUUGCAUUGGAUGAAACAAAAAACUAUACCACUCAGUCACUAGCCAGUCUGGCAUAUCAGAUUAAUACUCUUGCAUAUAAUUUGCUGCAUAUGUUAGAUUUGCAAAACACACAACUGGGAGAGAUGGAAUCCCAAAUAAAUCAUAUUGCCCAAACAGUUUCAAUACACAAGGAAAAGGUGGCAAGACGAGAGAUUGGAAUUCUCAGUACAAACAAAAAUACGACACGACAGCACAAAAUUUUAGCCCCAGCCAAUCAAGAAAGACCAAUCAAAUACAUCAGAAAACCUGUGGAUUUUACCAUUUUAGAUGACAUCGGCCAUGGCAUCAAAACCAGCAACAAUACACCAAGAUCUAAGCGUACAUUAGCCCCAGUUCAUCAAAAUCCUUUGAAUGGGGGAGGAAGUAGUGCUGGGCCCGCUCCAACUACGAAACCUCCUACUCCUCCGCAACCUGUUCGAGCAGGUGGUAGUUUGUCGCGUGGAACAAAGGAGUACAGAACACCAGUGCCACCUAUUGCACCUCCCCAAGUUCCUAGCAAUUAUGCCCCAAAUUUCCCUAUUGGGCAUCCUCGUGCUCAAGAAAUGAGGAGAGGAAGCGGCUAUUCUACGUUGCCGAUGGUAUCAGCUGCUCAUCCACCUCAAGGAAUGAUUUCUCAGCCGCCUCAAAUUGGUAUGGUUCAUCCAAUGACUCAUGGGCAUCAUGCUAACACAUUAGGACCAUCAUCCCCCAUACCACCCCCUCCACCUCCUGAUAUGGUGGAUAAGAUCCUUGAACCUCUUCCUAUGCAUGUAUCAACAGAUUUUGAUCGUCAGGGGAAUAUAUCUCCUCCACUUCCUCCUCCUCCCCCUGAAGAUGACAAUUUGUAUCACCAAAAUUACAAUCCACCUUCACCUCCAGCAUUUCUGAGAAGUAGGAUGGAGCCAGAUUGGGUUCCUAAGAACUAUGUUGAGAAAGUGGUUGCAAUUUACGAUUAUUCAGCAGACAAGGAGGAUGAGCUUUCUUUUUCUGAAAAUUCAAUCAUAUAUGUGGUGAAAAAGAAUGAUGAUGGUUGGUUUGAAGGCGUGAUGAAUGGAGUAACAGGUCUAUUCCCUGGAAAUUAUGUUGAACCCUGUUUGUAAUCUAAUUUAGUUAGCAUUUUACUUAUAAUUAGUGAAAGAGUUUGUUUUAUUAAAUCUGAGAAAUCAUAGAAAGAGGAAAAGAUUUACUGAAAUGAAAAAUAAAUUUUAAGAAAAAAUUUAGUUUUAAGAUUUGCAUAAAUCAAAGUUGAAUUAGCUUAAUUUACUAUAGGUUUAUAUUUGAAGAAACUGGAUGCUUUGAUUAUUUAGCUGCCAUACUUAAUUGUUAUUUUCAUUAGAUUUUCUUUUUUUUUUUUUUUUUCUGUAGAAGUAGAGUAUAAACAGAUGAUUGUAUAUGUAUUUAUUAUAGUUUCAUUGUACUAUUCAUUUUUAGUGUACUGUUUGAAAUAGCUAAGUUUUCUUGUAAUUCCUUUUUUACUUUGCAUAAAUAUUUUGUCUGUCUCAUCUUUAAUAGUGUACAUUUUUCUAUGCAUUUUAUUUUUUCUACCACUUUACUGUGAAAUAUAUUUUUUCACUUGUUAAGAAUUACUGGUGGAAAGCAAUUUCUGUCUUUGUUCUGUAAGUAUGCAGACUUUUUUCUAUCGGUUGUAUUAUUUUCUUCUAAUUCAAUGUGCAAUUGAAGAUAGUCAUAUAGUUUGACUCUGCUAAUUUAUUUUACUAUUUAAUAUACAUAAACAUUUAGACAAAAAAAAAAAAAAAAACUGCUAUUUCAUUCCUUUUGUAUUUAAUUGUGUUUAUUGUUCUGUUUUCUACAAAGAAAAGAAACUUCUAUGUUUUCAGUUUCGUUUUCCAUUAAAUGACCCUGUAGAAUUUCCUUGUAUAUUGUGUGAAUAAAAAUUAUAUGU
Molecule: messenger RNA, 2140 nt
Organism: Uloborus diversus
Lineage: Eukaryota; Metazoa; Arthropoda; Arachnida; Araneae; Uloboridae
Gene: Abi
Product: abl interactor 2-like
Exons: 6
Coding region: 75-1337 (420 amino acids)
Molecular function (GO): SH3 domain binding
Source: RefSeq, a predicted model, not a curated record